Molecule: messenger RNA, 1173 nt
Organism: Scaptodrosophila lebanonensis
Lineage: Eukaryota; Metazoa; Arthropoda; Insecta; Diptera; Drosophilidae
Product: V-type proton ATPase 116 kDa subunit a-like
Exons: 3
Coding region: 1-1173 (390 amino acids)
Biological process (GO): proton transmembrane transport; vacuolar acidification
Cellular component (GO): plasma membrane; vacuolar proton-transporting V-type ATPase complex; proton-transporting V-type ATPase, V0 domain
Molecular function (GO): proton-transporting ATPase activity, rotational mechanism; ATPase binding
Source: RefSeq, a predicted model, not a curated record
AUGUACGGGGAUAUUGGACAUGGUUUCAUUUUGCUACUCUUUGCCACCUGGAUGGUGUGGAAUGAACGAAAACUUGCAAAAAUAAAGGAAGAAAUCUUCAGCAUAUUCUUUAGCGGUCGCUACAUUAUACUGCUCAUGGGAUUAUUCUCUAUCUACGCAGGCCUCAUCUAUAACGAUGUCUUCAGCAAGUCUAUAAAUCUCUUUGGCUCUGGCUGGCUCAUCCAAUACAACACCAGCACAGUGCUGGGCAACACUGAACUGCAGCUAAGCCCCGCUACUAAGGAGCAUACCUAUGCAAUGGGAUUAGACCCUGUCUGGCAAUUCGCCGAAAAUCAGAUUGUUUUUCUGAACUCCUACAAAAUGAAGCUAUCAAUUAUAUUGGGAGUAGCUCACAUGUUGCUUGGUAUCUGCAUGUCUGUCGUAAACUUUGUCCAUUUGAAGAAGAAGUUGCACAUUUUGUUCGAUUUUGUGCCGCAACUUAUAUUUCUACUUUUUCUCUUUGGCUAUCUGGUAUUUAUGAUGUUUUUCAAAUGGAUCAAAUAUACUGACAAAUCGGACGAAUUAGCCCUAAAGCCCGGUUGUGCACCCUCUAUUUUGAUCAUCUUUAUUAACAUGGUGCUCUUUGGGCACACAGCACCGCUUCCUGGCUGUGACGAGCACAUGUUCAAGGGACAAUAUGAGUUACAAAUAGUACUCUUGGUCAUGGCGUUACUCUGCAUCCCCUGGAUGCUAUUCGCUAGGCCACUGUACAUUCGACAUCAAAGAAGGCACGGCACCGUCAGCUCUGACGAACCAUUUGGCGAGAUACUUAUAGCACAAACCAUACACACCAUCGAGUUUGUGCUGAGCACGGUUUCUCAUACUGCCUCCUAUUUGCGCAUCUGGGCCCUGUCGCUGGCUCAUUCACAACUCUCGGACGUAUUGUGGAAGAAGAUGCUCAAUUUCGGAUUUAUAUUGCCCCUCGGCUACUUCAAUGUCAUUGCCAUUUUUAUACUUUUUCCUGUUUGGGCUGUGCUUACGUUGGGCAUUCUGGUAGUAAUUGAAGGACUUUCUGCUUUUCUUCACACUAUGCGUUUGCAUUGGGUCGAGUUCAUGAGCAAGUUCUAUAAAGGCGAAGGCUAUAUCUACCAACCAUUCGCUUUUAAGGUUCUUCUGCAAACAAAAGUGGAGUAG